This is a messenger RNA of Fundulus heteroclitus (mummichog), 1462 nucleotides long. RefSeq names its product ceramide-1-phosphate transfer protein. Gene Ontology annotation, molecular function: ceramide 1-phosphate binding; ceramide 1-phosphate transfer activity. The transcript is spliced from 6 exons. The record is from RefSeq and is a predicted model, not a curated record. Bases 88 to 1020 code for a protein of 310 amino acids. Gene Ontology annotation, biological process: ceramide transport; intermembrane lipid transfer. Lineage: Eukaryota; Metazoa; Chordata; Actinopteri; Cyprinodontiformes; Fundulidae. Gene Ontology annotation, cellular component: cytoplasm; cytosol; membrane.
CCUGCAGAAGGCAGGAAGCAUGUGGUGCGGCGCCGGCUAAAACUCCAGAGGCAGGACGCUGAGGACGAGGGUUGCUGAGUAGAUGUGAUGGUUUUCCUCAGACGGACGCUGCUGCUUCGCUACCUGCUGCUGUCGACCACACUGGCUCUUCUCCUCUUCAUCAGCUCCUUUUGGCUCCCUCAGGGUGAACAAAGAGACUGCGGCUCAGUGUGGCAGCCAUGUUGGACUCACUACAGCCACACGCCACCACACCCACUCAUCGUGGGUGGAUGGGCGGAGUCAGAAGAAGACGCGCCCUUCAUAAAAGAAUGCCCUGGACAGUCGUUUCAGGCCGGGAAGCUGCUACAUUACCUCAGGUCCAGCCUGGCUAAAGAUGGCGAGGACAUCCUGCUGGAGCCGUACCUCCUCAGCUGGGACCAGCUACUCAAUUUCAUGGAGUCUCUAGGAACGAUGGUCAGUUUUUUUUCUCAGAAAGUUAGAGAGAAGACAGAACUGAUCCGAGAGCUGUCCCUGAAGCACAGUUCAGAGUUUAAUGGGAAAUCAGCCGGUUCCUCUGGACUACAAAAUCCAGCAGCAUUUGGGUUAAACACUGGGGCGUAUCGAUCGGUCCGCUCCAUGGUGGAGGUGGAGCUGAAAGAGGGCCGGGUCAACUUCUCGUACCGUACAGACUCCGGCUGCAGAACUCUCCUGCGGCUGCAUCGGUCCCUGCUCUGGCUGAAGAUGAUGCUAGAGGGUUUGUCCGAAGGACCAGACUCUGGGGGACGAUACAAAACUCCGGGAGAGCUCAGCAGAGACGCCUAUCGGGUAGCGUUGGCCCCCCAUCAUCCCUGGGUGCUCCGUCAGGCUGCAGAGAUCGUCUUCCCCCUUCUUCCUGACAGGGAGUACUUCCUGCAGCUGGUGUGUGUGCAGAAGCAGGAGGAGGCCACGCCCGUGCUGCGCAUAAUCAUCCACGCCCUGUCGGUGGUGCACACACGGACUCAGCGAAUCCUAGAGGAGUACAACAUGUUGGAGCUGCCCUGAACAAACAGGAGAGUCCUUUGACAGUGGAGACCAAGCGAGGAAAAAGCAGAGGAAACUAACAGCAUGUUGGAUCCAAGAACUGGUUUUUAUACUACAGAGUAUGGCUGAGUUUUGUAGCUCCAAAAAGGGGCGGACAUUGUGAUAAAAAGUGUUUGUUUGGUGCUUCUUUAGCAAAUUUUGUUACCAGAAUAAAAGAUACCGGCUCAAAAAGUCAGUGUGGCUAAUGUCAUAAAGACAAGAAAAAUAUCGUCACCAACCAUUAAACAGCAUUAUUCUCAUUCUGAUAAAGUUUUGUAUUUUUAUUGGUACACAUCAGCUGCUUCCGGAGUCCCACAGGCCAAUAAAGCCUGAUAGGACUCCUCCAACUCGACAGCUUCUCUCUCCACUGGUGUCCACCAGCGUGUUUGAGUGUUGCCGCCUCGACAUGCACCAACAACCUUGC